This is a messenger RNA of Hemiscyllium ocellatum (epaulette shark), 1367 nucleotides long. Its product is annotated as radial spoke head 14 homolog. Bases 22 to 579 code for a protein of 185 amino acids. The transcript has 3 exons. NCBI's taxonomy places the organism in Eukaryota, Metazoa, Chordata, Chondrichthyes, Orectolobiformes, Hemiscylliidae. The record is from RefSeq and is a predicted model, not a curated record. Gene Ontology annotation, molecular function: protein binding.
GGCCUGAUUCCUGACCUGGUUAUGAAGCUGCGCACAGAGCUGGACGAGAUUCAGGAGCUGAUAUUGAAGACGCUACACUUCUGUUUGCUUGUGGACACUAAGCAUGCCCUGCACGCUGAGGGCAUAUCAGUGCUGAAGACCAAGCUCAAACACAGCUCUGCUCUCAUCAGGAGUCUGGCUGCACAAGCUCUCAUAGACAUCAGCGUGCCCUUGGAAGGGAAGAACAAAGUGUGUGAAGAGAAGGUGAUUCCAAUCCUGGUGGAGCUGCUCAGUGACCCAGAGUCUGAGGUCAGAGCCUCAGCAGCAGGAGCAUUGAUGUUUGCCACCAUUACAACACAAGGGAAAUACGAGGCUCUGAAGGCAAAUGUCAUUCCAUCCUUACUGCUCCUGGUGAAUGAUCCGGUAAAUAAAGUGCGGCUCAAUGUCAUGAAGGCCAUCACAGCAGUGUCUGAAACUCCGGAGGGGAGGAAAAUCCUGCUGGAUCAUGUGGAGCUCCUACAGGACAAACUGAAGGACCCCAGUGAGGCAGUCAGAAGGGCUGUCAAGAUCGCUAUCGACGUCAUCACCUGGAAACCCUAGGUGCAUUAGUGAAAAUGUGGGCACCUUGGACCUGAUAUACUCACACCCCAUCUUCUAACCUUGCUUUCCCUCUUUUAUUUUGAAUCAUGUUCACAGUACCUUCUACGUAUAAUCAUUCCCUCUCCAUUACAGCCUGUUGUUUUUUAGUCAGGUUCCCAUUAACCUUUGCAAAUCCUUCAUUGUGACAAAGGCUCGCUGUUCUGAAAAAUGAAUCCUGUUCCUCUCCCUAAAGAUGCCGUUUGAUCUGCCGAGCAUUCCCAACACUUUCAGUCAUUAUUUCAGACUUCCAGCUCUUUGUUCUGCUGUUAGUUUGCUGUUGCCAUUGCUGGUAUUUUGUGGUUUCCUCAUCUCAAUCCUCUCUCUCUCUGAAAUGCUGUCUUGUACAGCUGGCAUGAAGCUCUGCUUUCGCCUUGUUAAACAGUGACCACCAGGAAUUCUCAAUCCACUUUGUUCAGAGCUGUCAAAAUAAUAACUUGCUUUUAUUACCAAUAACUGGUUGAUUAAACCAAUUUCUAAAGCUUUCUUUUCUUUAAAUAAGGCUGUCUAAUGCCACCUGUCAUUCUGCACAAUCUUUUUCCAAAUUCUCUUUCAAGUUUUUCCCAUGUCUCUUUUUGUCUUUGUUUCAUUCUCUCAUGCUUACACUCUCACUCCCAUUUCCCAUCUCUCAAUGUGUUGCUGUUCUGUGCACAUCAAGUGUAAUGAAUGCGACAGUAUUGUGCUGGGUAAUUUGGCUUUCUGGUAGACUGGACACAGUUUGUUAAGUUGAAAUAAACUACAAAUAUCACUCA